Messenger RNA from Filobasidium floriforme, 1460 nucleotides. RefSeq lists its product as uncharacterized. NCBI's taxonomy places the organism in Eukaryota, Fungi, Basidiomycota, Tremellomycetes, Filobasidiales, Filobasidiaceae. The transcript is spliced from 8 exons. The record is from RefSeq and is a predicted model, not a curated record. Bases 354 to 1412 code for a protein of 352 amino acids.
UGUGUACAAACACUGGAUAGGGAAUUAUCGCCAUACCCAUUUGACUGAUCGAGCUGAUUGAGAAUUGGCACAGCUUGACGUGAAAGUCGAGCCGGAACUCGGCAUAUACCGGGUCAUAUCCCGACAUCGCCUGUGUCAAGCAUACAAUGCCCGAUCUGAUCCUACAGCCAUUGAUAUCAGAAUUUAUAGUCAUGGACAAGUUGCCAGUGCAAAGUCUGGUUGAGGCCGAAUCAUCCCACUUUACCAUACUCCAAGACGAUAUCAAGAAGGGUUGACCGGCUACUCCCGAAAUCUAGAUCGCCAUCUCGAAUCAUCGUCCUAAGACUUGCAACCAGCCCCAAGAACACCAAAAGAUGACCAACGCGAAUAUGAACGGUACAAGAGGGUAUCAUGUCUGCAUGGAUGUCGGGGGAACCAAGAUCGCUGCGGUCAUCGCUGAUGAGCACGGACGUCAAGUCUCUAGAGGUUAUGCUGGUUCUGGCAAUAUGGCAGAACUUGGGGUAGCGCUCUCAUCUCAAAGGAUCAAACAGGCAGUACUGGACGCAGCUACCAGGGUCCCAGGUCUGGUCCUACCUGAUCCGUCAUCACAAGACGUACGACAAGCAUGUCCUUUCCCCGUGUUAUCCGCCUGGGCAGGGAUUGCGGGUUGUGACAGUAAAGCCGAUAUCCACCGUAUGGAAGCAGCUCUCAAGGACUUCUUCGGCACAACCCCUGUCAGGGUGACCAACGACUCUCUUCUCCUCUCCGCCCCUAUUCUUCGAGCAUCCGCUCCUUGGGGUAUCUGUGUUGUAGCCGGGACGGGGUCCGUCAUCUCGGGCGUGAUCAACGAGGAUGGAGUUCCGGUGCCAUUCGCUCGACGAGGAGGGCAUGGACAUAUCUUUGGGGACGAGGGGUCAGCUUAUCAUCUGGGCGUAACGGCAGUGCGAGCGAUCACGAACGCUUUCAACUGCGGAGAAGAUCUUUCCUCGAGCUUGGUCGUCAAGGAGAUUUGUGCUGCGGUCAAUACGGACAGUCCUGGCAACCUACCCUCUGUUUUGCACGAACUCGACCCUGAUGUCGAUCUUCUCACCGCCGUGAAUCGACGAAAACUGCGAAUCGCCAACCUGGCCAUCCCGGUCAUCGCUUCCGCUUCAUCGCAACCGGACGACCCCCUCGUUCUCGAGAUCAUCACCGAGACCACGGACGUCUUGGCAGGCGAGAUUGCUCAUAUCGUCAAGAUCGCCGAGAGAAAGGGCCUUGCACCUGUCUCGAAUGCCACUCUCAGCGUCGUCGGGGGACUUAUCAGCCAGCCGAUAUAUAUGGAUGCGGUCAAGCAGGCAUUGAGCCGGGUCGGGGUCGUAUUCGGGGACGUCCAGCUGGUUCAGGACCCGGCAGGGGAAGGAGCAGCAGCGCUGGCCAUUCCUCACAAGUAGGACGUGUGCGGGUAUCAUUGUAGUCAUGCAUUAUCUAGUGUACAACGA